AUGGAGGGCAAGGAAGUGAUGACUAAAGAUAAUGGUGAAACAAAAGGAAUUAGUAGUAGUGCUGUGCAGAAUAAUUAUGGAAGUAGUGAAGAGGAACACGAAAAGAUUUUGCAAAUGAGGGAUUUGGUCGAAAAACAAGAUCCUACCUCCAAGGAAUAUGACGAUUUGACAAUUAGAAGGUUUCUUCGUGCACGUGAUCUGAACAUAGACAAAGCCUGUGCUAUGUUUCUGAAGUACCUGAAAUGGAGACGAACAUUUGUUCCAAACGGUUCCAUCUCUGUAUCAGAAAUCCCAAAUAACAUAGCUCAAAACAAGAUGUUCAUGCAAGGUACGGAUAAAAGUGGACGCCUGAUAGCUGUCGUGUUGAGUGGCAAGCAUUACCCCAACAAAGCAGGAGGUCUGGAAGAGUUCAAACGUUAUGUGGUCUUUGCACUUGAAAGAAUAUUAUCAAGGAUGCCUGCUGGCCAGGAAAAGUUUAUGGUCAUUGCAGAUAUUCAAGGAUGGGGAUAUUCAAACAGUGAUUACCGUGGAUAUUGUGCCGUAGUCUCUAUAUUGCAGGAUUAUUAUCCAGAACGAUUAGGAAAAAUGUUUGUCGUGCAUGUUCCUUCUAUAUUUAUGGCGGCGUGGAAGAUGGUUUAUCCUUUCAUUGAUGAAAAAACAAAGAAAAAGAUUUUUUUUGUUGACAAUAAGCAUCUGAAAUCUACUCUUCUGAAAGACAUAGACGAGAGCCAACUUCCAGAAAUUUACGGCGGCAAACUGAAACUGGUUCCCAUCCAAGAUAGCUAGUUUGGUCAACAGUUGACUCAUUUUUCUCUUGUUCAUGUCUAAUUGUCUAUUGUUAUGCACCAGAAAUGGUUUUGAGAAAUGCCUUUUGUUUGCCAUCCAUAACUUGUAAUGACUAA
Erigeron canadensis is the source of this 902-nucleotide messenger RNA. RefSeq names its product CRAL-TRIO domain-containing protein YKL091C-like. The record is from RefSeq and is a predicted model, not a curated record. The transcript is spliced from 6 exons. The coding region runs from base 1 to 786 and encodes 261 amino acids. NCBI's taxonomy places the organism in Eukaryota, Viridiplantae, Streptophyta, Magnoliopsida, Asterales, Asteraceae.